Cariama cristata (Red-legged seriema) is the source of this 892-nucleotide messenger RNA. RefSeq names its product ankyrin repeat and SOCS box containing 14 (gene ASB14). The transcript has 3 exons. Gene Ontology annotation, molecular function: protein binding. Gene Ontology annotation, biological process: intracellular signal transduction. Gene Ontology annotation, cellular component: cytoplasm. Lineage: Eukaryota; Metazoa; Chordata; Aves; Cariamiformes; Cariamidae. The annotation marks the transcript as partial. The record is from RefSeq and is a predicted model, not a curated record.
AGCCCUAAAAAAUUUAGUUCCAGUUACUAAUUUUGAUGCCAUUAAAGAAAGUGGGAUAAGUCCAGUUCACUCAGCUGCAGCAGGUGCACAUCCUCAGUGCCUUGAGUUUCUCCUCAAAUCUGGGUUUGAUGCCAAUUUUAUGCUGGAUCAAAGAGUUCGCAAAGGCUACGACGACCACCGGAAAUCAGCAUUGUACUUUGCUGUUUCCAACGGGGAUAUCUGUUCAACACAGUUGCUGUUGAAUGCUGGAGCCCUGCCAAACCAAGAUCCCAUCAACUGUCUCCAAAUAGCCUUGAGAAUGGGCAACUAUGAGUUAAUGAAUCUACUGCUCCGCCAUGGGGCUAAUGUCAAUUACUUCUGCAGAGUCAAUACAACGCAUUUUCCAUCAGCUCUACAGUAUGCUCUGAAAGAUGAAGUCAUGUUAAGAAUGCUGAUGAACUAUGGGUACGAUGUGCACCGCUGCUUCGAUUGCCCUCAGGGAAGCAGUUCUCAUUCCCAGUAUGUGACUGAUGGAUGGACUUCCACCGUUAUCAAAGAUGCGAUGUUCUGUGAAGUGAUAACUUUGUCAUGGUUGAAGCAUCUGUCUGGAAAAGUAGUGCGAGUAAUGCUAGACUACGUCGAUCAUGUUAAUAUCUGCUGGAAGCUAGAAGCGGUUCUCAAAGAACAGGAACUCUGGCCAGAUAUCAAUUUGAUUUUAACAAAUCCUCGCUCUCUGAAGCAUCUUUGUCGUCUGAAGAUACGGGAAUGCAUGGGCCGGUUGCGCCUCCGUUGUCCUGUCUUCAUGACCUUCCUUCCACUGCCAAACUGCUUAAAAGACUACAUACUAUACAAGGAAUAUGAUCUUUAUGGACAGAAAAACAUCAUAGGAACCUACAACCUCAGCUGUACAUAA